This is a messenger RNA of Lepisosteus oculatus (spotted gar), 4193 nucleotides long. Lineage: Eukaryota; Metazoa; Chordata; Actinopteri; Semionotiformes; Lepisosteidae. The record is from RefSeq and is a predicted model, not a curated record.
UUGAGCGGUCGCCCGUGAGUAGUAAUGGCCGCUCUGGGCUUGACGCUGGGAACUGAGAGCAGACCGGGGGGUAGCUGAGGAAAAGACGGCGGGGAAGAGCAAGGAAGGGCGGCGGCACCCCCCUCCCCGUCCCGGGUCCCGCAGAGAGACCCGAGGGAGAAGGAGAGAAGAGGACAACAGCUCGAGAAGCCGAUACGCAGAGACGGUGGUGGUGGAGUCGUGCCUAGACACUGGCGGCAGAGGGCGGGAGGGGGAACGCAGUCCGCCGCAGACAGACCCCGGGAGCGAGGGUUGGGGGUGACGGACAGACCGGACGCCGGAGUCCCCCCACAGCCGAGACAGUGGGGCAGCCGGAGCCAUGAGUGGGUCUCCGCAGGAGAGCGAGCCGGAGGCGAAAAUACUCCACACUAAGCGGCUGUACAGGGCCGUGGUGGAGUGCGUUCACAAGCUCGACAUCAUCGUCCACAGCAAGUCGUCGUACCGAGAGGUCUUCAAGCCCGAGAACAUCAGCCUGCGCAACAAGCUGCGGGAGCUGUGCGUCAAGCUGAUGUUCCUGCACCCGGUGGAUUACGGGAGGAAAGGGGAGGAGCUGCUCUGGAGGAAGGUCUACUAUGAGGUCAUCCAGGUCAUCAAGACCAACAAGAAGCACAUCCACAGCCGCAGCACUCUGGAGUGUGCCUACAGGACGCACCUGAUCGCCGGGGUGGGCUUCUACCAGCACCUGCUACUCUAUAUCCAGUCCCACUACCAGCUAGAGCUGCAGGACUGCAUCGACUGGACACACGUCACCGACCCCCUCAUUGGUCGGAAGAAGCCGGUGUCGGCGACGCCCAAGGAGAUGGAGUGGGCGCAGAACGCGUGUCACCGCUGCCUGGUCUACCUGGGAGACCUGGCGCGCUACCAGAACGAGCUGGCCGGCGUGGAGGCCGAGACGCUGGCCGAGCGGUUCUACCAGCAGGCGCUGUCCGUGACGCCAAACGUGGGAAUGCCUUUUAAUCAGCUGGGCACCCUGGCGGGGAGCAAGUACUACAACGUGGAGGCCACUUACUACUACCUGCGCUGCAUCCAGUCCGAGAUGCCCUUUGACGGCGCCUACGGCAACCUGAAGCGCCUGUUUGAGAAGGCGGCCAAGAUGUACCAUCAGGUGAAGAGGCAGGAGAUGAAGAAGCUCUCUCCGGCUCGGCAGAGAUCGAAAGAUAUCAAACGUCUGCUGGUGAGCUUCAUGUACCUGCAGAGUCUGCUGCAGCCCAAGAACAGCCUGCUGGAGUCCGAGCUGACCUCCCUGUGCCAGUCCGUGCUGGAGGACUUCAACCUGGUGCUGUUCUACCAGCCGGGGGCUCCUCACUGCUCCCCCACCGCUGGCGAGGAAGAGGAGGACCACGAUGCCCGCUGCUCCUUCCUGCCCGACACCCUGGUCUUCAGGAUGGGCGUGACCUGCCUCAUGGUGGUGCACAGCCUGAAGAGGGCGGGCUCCAAGCAGUACAGCGCUGCCAUCGCCUUCACCCUGGCUCUGUUCUCCCACCUGGUCAACCACGUCAACAUCCGGCUGCAGGCCGAGCUGGAGGAGGGGGACAGCCAGGUGCCCCCGCUGCACACGGACCACACAGAUGACCCGGAAGUGAAAGAGGCAGCGGGGGGGCUGACCUCCGAGGAGGGGGUUCUGCAGAACGGCACUGCGGGGGAGGAGGAAGAGCGAGAGGAGGGGGGAGAAGCCGGGAAGAGGCGAGGGAGAGGAGGCCGGGCGAAAGAAGGGAUGACGGAGGAGGAGGAGGAAGAGGAGGAGAAGAAACAGCAGCAGCAGAAGAAACAGAAGAAAUACUCCCGGCUGUCCAUGCUGCGUCGGCGCCGGUACGCCCGCAAGGAGGACGAGAGCGACCUGAGCGAGGGGUUCGAGAGCGAGGAGGAGGACGAGGAGGAGGAGGAAGAGGAGCGGGACAGGGAGACGGGGAGCUCGGGACCCCCAGCCAGCGCCCCGCAGCCCGGGAGGGAGGGGAAGCCCCAGCCGCCGGAGGGCCAGGGAGGGGGCUGGGAGAGCGCUUCCGAGGAGGAAGAGGAAGGCGGCACAGCUUUUGACGUGGACACUGACUCGGACAUGAACAGCCAGGAGUCGCGCUCCGACCUGGAGGACAUGGAAGACGCAGAAAGCCACGGCGGAGAAGAGGGGGGAGGCUCGGACCCCGGGGACCCCCGGAGGUCCCCCCCCGACGAAGUCGCCGCCCCACCGGCCUCCAACGGCCCCUCCCUGGCCAGCGACCCCAGCAUAACCAGCAACCUGCAGGCCAUGUCCUCCCAGCUCUUCCAGAGCAAGCGCUGCUUCCGACUGGCGCCCACUUUCAGCAACGUGCUUCUGCGCCCCCAGAAUCCCUCUGCACCCCCUGCGCCAGCUCCCAGCCAGUUCACCCCUUCACCAGCGGGAGAGUUACCGGCCCAGACGGGCCCUGGUACCGCCAACGGCACCAACGACAAUGAGGGAGGUUCGGACUCCGAAGGCAGCGAGGUCAGUAACCAUUCGAGCCGGAACGAGAAGACUCUUCCUGAGAAGCUGGAGAUCCUGACCAAUCAGGGCCUGCUCCCCGCGGUCAAGAUCUUCGUGGACUGGCUGAGGACAAACACGGACAUCAUCGUCAUGUGUGGGCAGAGUUCUCAGAGCCUGUGGAACCGACUGUCGGUCCUGCUCAACCUGCUGCCCGAUGGGAGUAAGAUGCUGGAGGCAGGGCUGGGCCUGAGCGAGGAGGUGACCCGGCUGCUGAGCGAGUGCGAGCAGCCCAGCCUGGCGCAGACGCUGCUGCUGCCCGAGGACCUGGCCCUGCGCCACCUGCCCGCCCUGCACCUGGCCCACCGCCGGCUGGACUUCGCCCGCGAGCGGCCCUCCCUCGGGCCCCUGCAGGAGUGUGUGGUGCGAGUCUGCUGUAUCCGGAGCUUCGGUCACUAUCUCACCAAUCUCCAAGGCAACGUGCUGCACUUCAAUCCGGAGGCGGGCAUCUUCACUAGCAUCAGCCAAUCAGAGCAGGAGAACCUGGUGCAGCUGGCCAAGGCGCAGUUCCGCAUGGCCGAGGAGGAAGCGCGCCGGAACCGGCUCAUGAGAGACAUGGCCCAGCUUCGUCUGCAGGUGAGACUCCCACGCUCUGCCACCGUCUGGGGUUCGAAAUGACCUUGCUUAGACUGGUUGGUCGGAACAGGGUUUGGUUUUUUUUGCCAAGCUGUAAAGGACUGAAGGCCGGCUGUUAGAAUGAACAGUUUUCAUUGUGAAUCCCUCACCACAAAGUCAUUGGUAGAUUGGUACAUCGCUCUCAAUUGCAGUCUACUUCCAAACUGCUUUCCUCUCUAUACACAAUUACAGAUUGGCCAUGCUGUUUAUAGACCCAGUUAAUGUUAUUCCAAGUGCCAUCUUACAGUCCUUAAAUCCAUGUUGUAUUCAUUCUGACAUUAAAUGUGACAUGAAAUUAAGUGUUAACUUAUAUUUUUGCAAAUCUGCAAAAGGAGGUACAGUACCAUUACAUGAAAUAUUGAGCUUUCAAUAUUUGCAGUAAAAAAUUAAAUUCAAUUUUUAUGGUGUCGCAUACUGUAUAUACAGUAUUCAUAUAGUAUUUGUGGAAGUUUGAAGGCUUUGGGUAUGGCUGCUCUAGGGGCAGCCCCUGUUGUGAUACAAAAAGUUAAAAUCGCUGGGGAGUAUCAUUUCACAGUUUGGGGGGUGUUCAGUUGGGUCGUUCGGUCACGGUGAGUUAGUAACACGACCUAGGCUCGAACCCUUCUUCACGAAGCUGCUGCUGCUCUCUGUGCCAGAGCUGUCACUGGUUAGGGCUCUGGGGAGCCCCAACCCCGAGCACACUUGCCAUUUUAGGGGUCCCUGUGAGCAAGAGAGUGAGAUGCACGUUUUUCCAGACGAAUGCUGACCAGUCACAAAAACCCCAUAUAACAGGGGUCUGUGUCCCCGCUCACUUUCGCGACGACUAUCGGGGAUCUUUACAGCGCGAGAAGCAAGGGAAUAGAGUGUGGAAACAGGGUUUCAUGCAGCCUGGUGCGGUUUCUGGGGUGAUCUCCGCCCCGUGCCUUUCUGCAGAAGAAAGGGGAUCAGUAACCCCACUGUGCUCCAAAGAAAUUGUCCCCUCGUGAAGGAGGGACGGACCCGCGGAACGGGACAUGGAAUAACGAGGGUCCCCUGGCUCUGCGGGGUUGUCAGGCCAUGAUGGCGC